Carassius auratus (goldfish) is the source of this 654-nucleotide messenger RNA. RefSeq names its product cornifelin homolog B-like. The transcript has 4 exons. NCBI's taxonomy places the organism in Eukaryota, Metazoa, Chordata, Actinopteri, Cypriniformes, Cyprinidae. The record is from RefSeq and is a predicted model, not a curated record. Bases 126 to 494 code for a protein of 122 amino acids.
UGCACACCUACUUGAGACUUUUUAUGGGACUGUUUUAACAACUGAUCUCCAUCCUUUGUGUGUCUGAGUGUGAAUGAACGAAUCCAUCCUCGCCGUCUCACGCUCAGGAUUGUGUAAUAGACAGGAUGACUUCUCAACAGCCCAGGCCCUUCGUCAUGUCACACCACUCCAGCCAGUGGAGCUCUGAAAUCUGUGACUGCUGUCAGGAUGUACCGGAGUGUUGCUUUGCGUUUUGGUGCUUCCCCUGUUUUGCCUGUUCGACGGCUCGUAAGCAUGGCGAGUGUCUGUGUCUGCCUCUGCUCGACGGAUUUGGAUGCAUUCCACCAAUAACAAUGGCCAUGAGAGUAUCAGUGCGCAAUCGCUAUGGAAUCCAGGGUACUAUCUGUAAUGAUUGUGCUUAUUCCACCUUCUGUGGCAUCUGCGUCUGGUGUCAGAUGUCCCGAGAAAUGAAUGCCCGUGAAAACAACAUCACUCUUGUCCACACUCGAGGAUAAUAAAGGCAACUGGGCGACCAACAACUUCCUUGCUCUUCCACAGUAUACUGCAAUAAUAACAAAGUGUUUCACCUAAGAGGACCCUCAAUUAGAGACCCUCAGUGACAUUAAAUCUGUACCAUUGUAUUUGUUCCAUUUAAUAAAAACAGUUUGAAGUUUU